AUGAAUGGGGAGGCGAUGGAGGGGAACCCGGCACAGGAGCAGCAGCAUGCCGGUAACGGCUCCCACCUCCCUCCCCCUCCCACCAUCACGCCGGCCAUCCCUCCCUACGUGAAGCUGGGUCUGACCAUCGCCUACACCAUCUUCUACUCGCUGCUCUUCGCCUUCGUCUACGCCCAGCUCUGGCUGGUGCUGCGAUACCGACACAAACGCUUCAGCUACCAGACAGCCUUCCUGUUCCUGUGUCUGCUGUGGGCCGCCCUGCGCGCCCUCCUCUUCUCCUUCUACUUCAGGGACUGCGUGACCGCAAACGCGCUCGGACCCUUCGCCUUCUGGCUGCUCUACUGCUUCCCCGUCUGCCUGCAGUUCUUCACGCUCAGCCUCAUGAACCUCUACUGUGCACAGGUAUACUUUAAGGCGAAGUCGAAGUACACACCUGCACUGCUCAAGUACAGACUCCCUCUGUACCUGGUCUUCUUGGGUGUCAGUCUUCUCUUCCUGGUGGUUAAUCUGGUCUGUGCCCUGCUAGUCAAAAUGACCGCCGCUGACGUCAAGACCAUCGUCCUGGUCAGGGUCACCAUCAACGACAGCCUGUUCGUCCUCUGCGCUGUCUCGCUGUCCAUCUGCCUCUACAAGGUCGCGAAGAUGUCGCUGGCCAACAUCUACCUGGAGUCAAAGGGGACGUCGGUGUGUCAGGUGACUCUGAUUGGCAUCAUGGUGGUGCUGCUGUAUGCAUCGCGGGCUUGCUACAACCUGGUGGUGCUCGCCCUCACCAACAUCGAGACCAUCAACUCCUUCGACUACGACUGGUACAACGUCUCAGACCAGGCGGACUUGCGGUCGUCGCUGGGAGACGCCGGUUACAUCGUAUUCGGGGUGAUUCUGUUCGUCUGGGAGCUGCUGCCCACCUCGCUGGUUGUCUUCUUCUUCAGGGUCCGACGGCCACCUCAGGAAAGGAGCACUGCUGGGAUACCAAACCACGUUCUUUCCUCCAGAGGGUAUUUCUUCGACAACCCUCGUCGUUACGACAGUGACGAUGACCUGGCGUGGAGCAUUCCUCCCCAGAACGCAUCAGCAAGUCUUUCCUCCGACUGCUACGACUGGGGCAGCCGCCACAGCAGCUUCACCGUGCACACCAACAGCGACCAACAGCGCCUGACCACCACCGCUGCCGGAGAGCUCCACCCUUACCCAUAA
Micropterus dolomieu (smallmouth bass) is the source of this 1194-nucleotide messenger RNA. Its product is annotated as G protein-coupled receptor 137Ba-like. Bases 1 to 1194 code for a protein of 397 amino acids. Gene Ontology annotation, cellular component: lysosomal membrane. Gene Ontology annotation, biological process: positive regulation of TORC1 signaling; regulation of autophagy; negative regulation of bone resorption. The transcript has 7 exons. Lineage: Eukaryota; Metazoa; Chordata; Actinopteri; Centrarchiformes; Centrarchidae. The record is from RefSeq and is a predicted model, not a curated record.